Molecule: messenger RNA, 1712 nt
Organism: Lolium perenne
Lineage: Eukaryota; Viridiplantae; Streptophyta; Magnoliopsida; Poales; Poaceae
Product: equilibrative nucleotide transporter 3
Biological process (GO): nucleoside transmembrane transport
Cellular component (GO): plasma membrane
Molecular function (GO): nucleoside transmembrane transporter activity
Source: RefSeq, a predicted model, not a curated record
GCCCGUAGUCCACCCACCCACCAAGGUUCGAUCGAGUUCUUCUUCAGGGUACAUGGUCGAUCUGAGUUGAGCCCCGGAAGAGUUUGUACCCAGCCAUGGAGGCAGCUGGUGGAUAAGACGGCGAGGACGCAGCCUAGUUUCCAAAAAUAGCCACGCUAAGUCCGCCCCGGAGACAAGAUGGGAACGGCGCUAAUUCUGGCGGCGUGGCGGCCCAUGACUUCUUGCUAAAUCAGAUCCAUGGUGUGAGCUGGCCACCCAUAGUACGCGUCGCCGUGCUGCCGACUUCUCUGGCUAGGCGAAGGUGAACUCACUUACCAUGGGCCUCGAGGUAGCAGGUGCGGGGGCACCUGAAGUUCAGAGUAAGUUCUGGGGUAUUGUGGUCUGCUUUUUCUUGGGAAAUGGAAGCCUUUUUGCGUGGAACAGUAUGCUUACGAUCGAAGAUUACUAUGUCACUCUCUUCCCGAAAUACCAUCCAACAAGAGUUCUUACACUAGUUUACCAGCCUUUUGCCUUUGGGCUCACCUGCAUCUUUACAUACUAUGAAGCUAAACUCAACACGAGGCGGAGAAAUCUUGCUGGAUUUGCACUUUUCUUCCUUAGUUCUUUGGCGUUAAUAAUGCUGGACAUUGGUACGAAAGGACACGGUGGAAUUCCCCCAUACAUUGGAAUAUGCAUUAUCAGUGCCCUUUUCGGGACAUCUGAUGCCCUCGUUCAAGGUGGAAUUGUUGGCGACAUUUCCUUGAUGUGCCCAGAGUUCAUUCAGUCCUUCUUGGCAGGCCUGGCUGCAUCAGGAGUUCUAACAUCAGCUUUGAGAUUAAUCACAAAGGCAGCGUUUGAGGACUCACAAAAUGGUCUUCGAAAUGGAGCCAUGCUAUUCUUCUCGGUAACAUGCCUCUUCGAGCUACUUUGCUUCCUUCUAUACGCAUAUGUUUUUCCCAAAUUACCCAUCGUGAAGUACUACCGCACAAAGGCAGCUUCUGAAGGUAGCAUGACCGUUGGCAGCGACCUUGCUGCUGCAGGAGUCAAAACUGAGCAAGAUAGACAGGUUGAGGAGGAUCCCCUGAAGCACGAACGUCUCAGUACCAAACAGCUGCUGAUGCAGAACAUAGACUAUGCGGUUGACAUUUACUUAAUAUAUGUCUUGACCCUAUCAAUCUUCCCUGGAUUUCUAUCCGAAGACACGGGAGCACACAGUCUGGGAACAUGGUACGCGCUUACGCUUAUCUCGAUGUACAACGUGUUAGAUCUGAUCGGUAGGUACGUGCCGCUGAUCAAGUGCAUGAAGAUAACUAACCGGAAGGUCCUGAUGGGGGCGAUCCUGGCGCGGUUCCUGUUCAUCCCGGCAUUCUACUUCACGGCCAAGUACGGCGAUCAAGGGUACAUGAUCUUCCUGACAUCCUUACUGGGCCUGACCAAUGGCUACCUCACCGUGUGCGUCCUUGCCGAGGCGCCCAACGGGUACAAGGGGCCGGAGCAGAAUGCUCUGGGCAACGUGCUCGUGGUGUGCCUCCUCGCCGGCUUAUUCUCCGGUGUCGUGCUCGACUGGAUGUGGUUGAUAGGCAAGGGCUGGUAGACGAGCUCUUUCGUGUUGUUCGGCCGGCGCGUUUGGCAGUUCAGACUCUUUAGAUAGAAUGUUGCAGAAAAAAGGAUUACUGCAGUAUAAUAGUAUAUUUCGAGUGAUUAUUAAUGUUCUUAAAGUAAGUGUUCUCCAA